Messenger RNA from Paramisgurnus dabryanus, 3304 nucleotides. RefSeq lists its product as uncharacterized. The record is from RefSeq and is a predicted model, not a curated record. NCBI's taxonomy places the organism in Eukaryota, Metazoa, Chordata, Actinopteri, Cypriniformes, Cobitidae.
CAUCUGCUGCUCAGUGUAGCAGGGCUGGCGGGGCUGAAACAUUCACUCGAUAUCUCUUAUAUCUGCUCUGUUUCACAUGUGACAUCGCUGACGGAUCGAACAGGGAUUUGUCACCAACUUGAUUUUAUCCCGUCGAGUUCAACCCUAUGAAAUACUCUGAACGCGUCGCCAUUUGGUUACUCGCGUUAUCCGUACAUAUUAUUCAGGCAUGUGCGUAUUGCGCUAGGCUGGAGAUGAUAUCCGUGUGGCUGCUCUUUUUAAAGCUGCUGAGAGCUACAGCUGGUGUGAGAAGGUCAAAUGGAAGUGAACUAAACGAAGGCAAACCCUCUGUAAAUCAGCAACAACAAGAGCAGGAACACGUCUCUGAGGCAGUCACCAUGGAGACCAGCCAGCUUUCAGAAAUGGCUGAUAUAACCGACUGUAAAAUGGAUUCUGGGUAUGCAGAGGACCAGAAAUGCCAGUUUAGUGAGGAGGAGGAAAAGGAGGAGGAGGAGAAAGAAUGUUUUGCCACAGAGUGCCUGGAACCCACGAAGCUCCACUCAGAAGAAGAUAUGGAUGAAAGCAAAGGCAUAACCAAUGAAUGUGAGGGCUCAGGUGAAUCUGAUGGGAGCACAGUCUCUCAAGAAAGCAUUUUGGUCAAGGUCAGUGAACAAGAGCAGUCAAACUUCACCGAAUCUUUGAACUCUGAGUCUUACGAUAACUCUGAACCAGAAAAAGAACAGGAACUCAACAUAAGUAAUGAUUCCCAGGAGAAAAAACACAGUGAAGCAGAAGAAAAGGUGGAUGCACUAGAAAAAUCUGUGUUGGAAGAGCAGAUCAAUGAGCUAACAAUUUCUGAAGUCCUUAGUGAAUCUUGUCAAGAUGUUGACCGAGAUGAUCUCAGUGAUUGUCUGCAUGUGGAAAUGGCUAUUAUUUCAUCAGACAGUGAUGUGGAGGAGCAAUGGAGACCCACAGUUGAUAAAGAACAGAUUAAAGAAAAUGGAGAACUUGAACCAAAUGUAAAUUCUGAAGACCAAGCAAUGCAGAAAGACAAGGCAGUGACUGAGAGCAAUGCUGAACCUGAAGAUGGCGACACAAACAUGAACAUUAGUAAAAGUGAUAUUCUGGAAGAACGACCCGAGUAUCCCACAGAAUGUGAGAAUGUGACUGAGAGCAAUGCUGAACCUGAAGAUGGAGACACUGACAUGAAAAUUAGCGAAAGUGAUAUUCUGGAACAACCCGGGUAUUCCACAGAAUUUGAGAAUGUGACUGAGAGCAAUACUAAACUUGAAGAUGGAGACACAGACAUGAACAUUAGUAAAAGAGAUAUUCGGGAACAACGCAAGUAUCCCACAGAAUGUGAGAAUGUGACUGAAAGCAAUGCUGAACCUGAAGAUGGAAACACUGACGUGAAAAUUUGUGAAAGUGAUAUUCUGGAACAACCCGAGUAUCCCACAGAAUGUGAGAAUGUGACUGAGAGCAAUGCUGAACCUGAAGAUGGAGACACAGAUAUGAACAUUGCUGAAAGUGAUAUUCUGGAACAAUCCGAAAAUCCCACAGAAUGUGAGAAUGUGACUGAGAGCAAUGCUGAACCUGAAGACACCGACAUGAAAAUUAGUGAAAGUGAUAUUCUUGAACAACCAGAGUAUCCCACAGAAUGUGAGAAUGUAACUGAGAGAAAUACUCAACCUGAAGAUGUAGACAUCGACGUGAAGAUUAGUGAAAGUGAUAUUCUGGAACAACCCAGGUAUCCCAUAGAAUGUCAGAAUGUGACUGAAAGCAAUGCUGAACUUGAAGAUGGAGACACCGACAUGAAAAUUAGUGAAAGUGAUAUUCUUGAACAACCCGUGUAUCCCACAGAAUGUGAGAAUGUGACUGAGAGCAAUACUGAACCUGAAGACACAGACGUGAACAUUAGUGAAGGUGAUAUUCUGGAACAACCUGAGUAUCCCACAGAAUGUGAGCUGCAAGAUAUUUCUUUGGAUUCCUCUGCCCAUUACUGUAGUUUAACAGAGAUACCAGAGGACGAAGGAGAGCUUGUGAAAAGCUCAAUGCACAACCUUCAGCGCUUGUCCUGUUCAACAUCAGAGCUUGACAAAAAGUUGCCACAGGACUUCUGUGUGGUUCAGGAAAUAAAAAGCGAGAAUGUCAGCACAGAGCAUUUGGAUUUCAGGGUGGCUCGUCAGCAAUGGCAGAAGAUGGAAGAGCAAACCAAGGGUCAGGUGCACCGGCCAAUGUUGAGACAUGGGCCUUGCCAGGGUGGUCACAGCUUCAUGUACACACCUGUGCGCAAUAUCGAUCGCCUGAGAAAAGACCCUGACACAGAGAGUCUUAGUUUGGGAGAUUGCCCGCACACUCAAUUUAGCCCCUGUUCGGAGGACUCCGGUUUAGAUGUUACCAGCUACAGGUCUCCUUAUGAUGAACCGGAGACUCCGGUGGAGAGGGAGAUUCGCGAAGCUCUGGAGAGAGAGGAGAAUUUCAGACAUGAGAGAGCAAAGGUAAAAGCCUCUGCUGGGGAGGCUACACAAGUUAAACCCAAGCCUUGUGCUAUUCCUCACAGCAGAUCAGAGCCGGGAGAAAGGGGAAGGAUGUUCAACACGCCAGAAGACAGAUGCAGGUCUCAGAGAUCUUCUAGUGCCAAAACUCCAACGUUCUCCAUCCCUGCUUCAUCUGCUCCCACAUACCAUGAAAUGACAGCCAAUAAUGUCAUUAUACUCGAGCCGGAUUCCUACCCCACAAGCCCAAGGAACAGAGGGAAAGGUAGUCUGCUCUCUCCAGGGACAAGCAGUUUCCAAGAAUGGCCAGCAGACACGAACAACGUCAUUAUCCUAGAGACAUCUAAUCUCAUCAUCCGAAGCGCCUCCGAAUUUUGCCUGAGCACUGCGUGCCAGGAGACACAAGAGAGCACAUUUCACAACAAUCCCUUCUUUAAACUCCGCUCUCAUAGCACCCUGUCUCUGGUGGACCAGGAGAUCAAGAUAGUUAGGCAGAGAGAAGAGGAGCUCAGGAGGCAGAGAGCACAACUAUAUGCAAAGGAAAGAUAUGACACGGUCCUUGUUUCCCCCAGCCAACUGCAGAAUUUCUCUUAUGAUAGACCAGGUGAGGCACCAACGAAAUCUAAGUCAUCCCCAUCAUCCCCCUCAAAGACACGCAGAAUGGACCGCUCCACUUUGUCCUGUGACAACAAGCUCCCUUUCCCUCGAGUCAGACGGAAAAGCGCCCUGGUCCAGAGGUGGGAGGCGGGCAUCUUUGCCAAUCAUCAGCAAGAAGACUGAAUGAUUCGACUAAACGAAGCACAUAAGCAAGUAUUCUGUCUCUGUUACUG